Gryllus bimaculatus (two-spotted cricket) is the source of this 3770-nucleotide messenger RNA. The record is from the annotation of a GenBank genome assembly. NCBI's taxonomy places the organism in Eukaryota, Metazoa, Arthropoda, Insecta, Orthoptera, Gryllidae.
ACCCAACCCACGGAGGGCGCGGUCGCGGGCGCCUGCGUGCAAUGCCCACCGUCUACAGUAUAUUUCCAGCUUUGGUUGUAUUCGUACUAUCCGCUUCUGACUCACUGUACGGAGCGCGAUGUAUCAUGAAGGAAUCUGCUUUCAGUCGUUGCGAAUUUCUAAGAAGAUACACAGAGAAGCUGAUUGGAAAUGGUGAUUGGGGCAGAGAUGAGAAUUGACAGAUCGCAAGUGUUUGGAGCGCCGCGUCGCGGCGCAGCUGAGCUCUCCCUCGCACGUUUAUUCGUCGACGCGAGGGAAGCAGUUGCAGAUGUAGCUCCAGGUGUUCGGGCGCUCGUACUGCUUCUUUGUGCAACAGGUUUUUGGAUUACGACUUCACUCAUCAGCGUCUACCAGCAAGCUUUUAAGAUUGGACUGUGAACAAACUACUGGUGCACCAUGAAGCACCUGUUGCUGCUUUUUGGAUGUCUUUUUGCCUUGACGACUUGGGUGCCUCGAGUCUCGGCAGCCUCUGAAGGAGAAGAGUGCCCUGCAGCAUGCUCCUGCACCGAGGAGGGAGUUGGCCCCUUCAUUGCUCGCUGCUUAAAAUUGCGACAUGAACAAAAUUUUGGUGGGAAAAUUUCCCGAUUAGUUAUUGAGAAUGACAAUGCUCUUGUGAUAGACAAGAACACUUUUGAAAGUGUUGGUCUUCAGAAUGUGUCAACUAUUCAGAUUAAGAAUUGUACAGUUAAGAAAUUAGAUGCUGGAGCUUUUUCUGGUCUUGAAAUCCUUAGAACAGUUGAGUUUGAUUCUGUUAAUCAACUGGUUGUUCAUCCUGAUAUGUUCAGUGAAACAAAAGAUCUUACUCAGCUGGCAAUUAAAAACACAGAUUUGAAAUUUUCAAAAAAGUCUGAUUAUUUAUUUGAUAUACCUCUCUUGAGAGAGCUAGUUUUGGCAAAUACUGGCAUCGCACAGUUGCAGCCUGAUGCAUUUUCCAAAAUGCCUAAACUCAUGACUGUGAAUUUAGCUGGCAACAAACUGAAGUCCCUUGGAAAAGAGUUUGUCAAUUUAAUGGAACUAGAGGAAGUAGAUCUGUCUCACAAUUUAUUGGGAGAAGUUGGUAAUGAAGUGUUUGAAAAUAAGAGACUUGUUGUACUUAAACUUCGAGGUAAUCACCUUACUACCAUGGCUGGAGUUAUUUUGCCAGAUUUAACUGAACUAGAUGUUAGUUUGUGCAAGUUCAGCAGAAUUGAUAAAACUACUUUCGCAGGCUUUUCUCUCCUCAACAUUUUAAACCUUAGUGGAAAUGCUUUAAGUGAAAUUGCAGAGGAUACAUUCAGUGAUGCUAAUCUGUCUUCUUUGACAGAUUUAGAUCUUUCAAAUAAUGCUCUUCAAGGACCUCUUCCAGAAGACCUUUUCCAAAAAAUAUCAGGCCUUGGAAAAUUGAAUUUGGCACAUAAUCCAAAGUUACAAGUGUUGCCUGAGAAUAUAUUCAAGGGAUUGCAUUAUCUGUUCAAUUUGGAUCUCUCAGUAUGUGGCCUGAAAACUCUGGAAGGAGCACUCUUCGAAGACGUGGAGAGGUUAUCGUUUUUGAAUUUGGCUGGAAAUUAUCUCAGCAGACUGAAGCCGGGUGUUCUUAAUAAAUAUAUUACUAAGUUAGAUUUGUCACAUAAUAAAUUCGAGCACUUAGAAGAGAUACAAUUCCCAUCAAGCGCACGAUUAAGAAAAUUGUAUCUUACAGGAAAUAAACUGACAGAUUUACCUUCAUCUGCCUUUGUUGAUUUGCUUGAACUAGAAUCACUUGAUCUUAGUGAAUGUUCUUUGUCUUCAUUUUGGAAUGCAGAAGAUCCUAAAAUUCUUGAGAGGCUUCAGACAUUAUCAGUGUCAAAAAAUUAUAUUUAUGCUAUCACUGAAGAACAACUGGCAUUGACUCCUAAUUUGAUGGGAAUUGAUAUUACUGACAAUCCUUUGGUAUGUAAUGAAACAUUUGCUGCUACAAUCAAAUGGUUCCGAGAUCACAAUGUUAAGCCAAAUGCCAAUAAAUUGACUUCCCUCAAACUGGAGACACUGUCGCUCUUAACAGACACUGAAGACAUUGGUCCCUUGGGGUGGGGUGAAGUACAAGAGCAGAUUUGUGGGGAAUGGGCUAGAGAGCCUGUGGAACCAGCCGUUGAUGACAAUCAGGAUGAUCUGGAUGAAGAGGAAGAGGAAGAUGAAGAUGAAGAUGAGGAUGAGGAUGAUGAGGCAUAUGAUGACAGUUAUGAAGAGGGUGAAAAUGACAACCAGGAUGAUGAAAACUACAAUACUGAAAGUAGGACAUCUCCAAAUCCUAGUGAUGAAUUGAAUCAUAUUGUUUGGAGACAGAGUACAGUCCUGGCAGAGAGCAAUGACAACUACCUCUGGUCAGUUAUUAUUGUUUUGUUUUCUGUAGUAGCCAUUUUGUUCUCGCUGACAAUUCUAGCUGCAUGUGUGUUGCGUUGGUCCCGUCAGAGAAACAGUUAUGGUGCACGAAUGAUCAAUACUCUUCAUCCACCAAUGAUCAAGCGUGGUAGAUCCUCCAUUUAUCAACAACUUUUUGAAGAUCCUAACCAUCCCACAACACCUAUUAUGUCUGUGAAAAAUGCAAAUCAGACUCGGUACAAUUUCCCUGAAGUGCAGGGAGGAAAGCAAUCAGGUUACAUUACAUAUUUGAGUAAGGAUUUUCAUGAUUCUACUGUAAUUCCAGAGCCUGUUUAAUUUAUGUUCAAAUAAGAAAAGUACAUCUAAAAAUAGAUAAGUUAGUAUUUAAAUAUAAAUACGGAUUUUCUUAAAUUGUAUGUCUUCAUCUGGAGAAAUAUUUUGCUAUUGAUUAAGAUUUAGUUAAUAAAAAGAAGGCCCUAUGGUAUGCAGGGGGGGGGGGAGAAAGGUAGCUACUAUUUUUAAGGAAUACAGUUUGUUAUGUAAGAAACACAACUUUUUACAUUACAGUAAUGACAAUGUCAUAAUGUUUUUGCAAAUUUUAUGGAACUUAUUGUUUGUAAUCUGCAAUGUAAAGAGAACUACAAAAGAGAAGCUGUGCUCAGAAGUUUUAAGAGAUAGGUUGGGCUUCUAGUGGAUUACGUAAAAGUAUGAUAGUUGUGAGUUGUACAUCAUCAAUUUAUUAGCUUCAAAAUUGACAAUACAUGCUAAUAUUCUUAAUGUAAUGUAAAUGAAAGAUUUGGCCAUCGGAACUGAUGACAUGGUCCCUAGUCAAAAACAUUAGGGGUUACUUCCUUAAUUAAAAUGUGAGGGAUAUUUUUUAAUGCUGAGAGAAAGUUCAUAUGUGGAAGCUAAAGACCUAAUGAUAAAUAGGUUUGUUCAUAAACUAUUAUAUUCUUAUUGUAAAAUAGGUAAUAAAAUGUUUGACAUUUAUUGCAAGUUGUAAUGCUCUAAUACAUUAUUUUUUAUUUCAUUCCUUCUAACUCCUUACUUAACAUUCCUUAAUGAAGGUGAAAUAUUGAAGGGUAUAUAAUAACAUGCUUUCAUGACACAAGAAGUUUACCGAAGGUUUAAAACACCAUUUCUGAAUGUUUUUUCAUUAUGUAAUGUGCUGUUAUCUUUGAGGCUGAAUAGAAUAAAUUAUAUUUUCUGUUUUGAUCAUUGGAUUUGAAUACCUGAAGUGCUGAUGUAAAUAAUGUGUAGUUUGCCAUACUAAAUAAAUGUAUGUCUUCCAUUGUAAAUAUUGUGUGUAUGGAGCCAAAUAUAUCUAUUUACAAAUAAAUUAAAAUAAAUCUAAUGUUUAUUGAUGUUUUUAUUAGAGAUAAAAUGAAUUUUCC